UUUUAUUGCCAUCCUCAGUACUUAUAAGUUCCAUUACAGUUUAUACCAGCUAACAAGCUUAAUAUCCAUGGCACAAGAUCAACUGGUAUUUGCUCUCUUCAUCAUUUUGGCUCUUGUCAGUUUUCAAUUUUCCUAUUCCUAUGUCUUGAAGGGUUCUGUCACUUGCUUAGACUGCAAGCAACAUACCGAUCUCUCAGGAAUAAAGGUUUCGGUGAAGUGUAGCCAGGUGAAAACAUUGGCUAUGGCCACAACAAAAGAAGAUGGCUCUUUUGGAACCAACCUCCCUUCGGACAGUACAAACAAAUGCUAUGCCAAGAUCCUUGGAGGUCCUAAUCAGCUCUUUGUUUCAAGAAAAGAAAUAGAUCCCACUAUUGUCAAGGCUCAAGAGGAUGAUAAUUCCUACACUAUAUCUAAGCCCUUAAAGUUCUACACAAGAUGCCCUUUAUCCAAUAAUGGAAAAUGUCACGAGUUUGGUUCAUCAAAGACUAUUGAUCUACCAGUGCCAAAGGAGUGGGGACUUGCACCAACUAGCUAUUAUCUUCCUUUCAUCCCCAUCAUUGGCAUACCUUAAUUACUAUUUAGUCUUUAAUUA
Molecule: messenger RNA, 592 nt
Organism: Lycium ferocissimum
Lineage: Eukaryota; Viridiplantae; Streptophyta; Magnoliopsida; Solanales; Solanaceae
Exons: 2
Coding region: 68-571 (167 amino acids)
Source: RefSeq, a predicted model, not a curated record